This is a messenger RNA of Brassica napus (rape), 4188 nucleotides long. RefSeq lists its product as uncharacterized. The transcript is spliced from 3 exons. Bases 1 to 4188 code for a protein of 1395 amino acids. Gene Ontology annotation, biological process: DNA integration. Gene Ontology annotation, molecular function: nucleic acid binding. Lineage: Eukaryota; Viridiplantae; Streptophyta; Magnoliopsida; Brassicales; Brassicaceae. The record is from RefSeq and is a predicted model, not a curated record.
AUGCAGAAACACCAGAACCCUCAACCAGCUACCUCCGCUCCUAUCAUUGUCCCGCAAAAUGAGACAAAGGUCAUGUUGCAGCAGCUGCUCCAAGGACAACAGCUCCAAGGGAAAGCUCUGAACCAGGUUACUACCGAGAUCAAUACCAGAAUGAACCAUAUAGUCAGAGAUUUGAGCACCAAGUACGAUAAUGUCGCGAGCCAUAUGAGACAGAUGGACAUUCAGAUAGCUCAGACUGCUGAGAGCGUCAAGAGGCAGCAAGGUACUCAACCUGGUAAAACAUACAAAAAUCCUACGGAGUGCAAUGCAGUUCAACUGAGGAGUGGAAAACAACUUUCCGAGCCGGAGAAGAGGAGGUUCACCACGGCUGAGAAAGGGAAGCAGAAAGAGUCGGAACAACUACCAGCUGAUACCCCGGCAGUUGAGAGGAAUACGGAACCAGCAGUUGGAACAAGUUCGCCAGGGCCAGAACAACCAGCUGAAGCUGUUCGCCCGAUCCCAGAGGUUGUUCCUCCUCGCGAAUACAUUCCUAAAGUCCCUUACCCUGUUCCAGCAAAGGCCACUCGUAAGGACAGAGAGGAGAUGAAGUGCAGGAAGAUGUUGGAGGACCUAACCGUCCGACUCCCCUUGAUGGAUGCGAUCCAUAUGAUGCCCUCCAUGCGCAGCUUUAUGAAGGGAUUGAUCUCAGGAAAAAUAUCAAAGGAGAGCGAAUUCAUGACAGUUUCCAAGGAGUGCAGCGCAGUGCUUCAGAACAGGCAGAUAAAGAAGCGAGGAGACCCCGGCAAGUUCGUCCUCUCUAUCCAGAUUGGGAAGACAGUUUUUGCAUGCUCCUUGGUUGAUCUUGGAUCCAGCGUGAACCUCAUGCCUUACUCUGUAGCACGACGUCUAGGAUACACGCAUUUCAAACCAACUAAGAUGUCCUUAGUGUUCGCGGAUAGAUCAGUCAAAUCCCCAGUUGGUAUACUAGAGGAUCUCCAAGUAAAAGUCGGAAACACCUCUGUUCCAGCAGACUUCGUUGUUCAGGAGCUGGAAGAAGAGUCUAAGGAUCCUCUCUUCUUAGGAAGACCAUUCCUAUGUACUGUUGGAGCCAUCAUUGAUGUGCAACAAGGGAAGAUUGAUCUGAAUCUUGGGGACAUAGUCAUGCAAUUCGAGAUGGAUGAACUACUAAAAAAGCCGAUGUUAGAUGGGCAGACCUUUGAGGUUGAUGAAGGGAUUGACCCGCUGCAAUCUCGUGAAGGAAUGAUCGAGGAGAUUCUUAUAGAAGACCCACUUGAGCUUGCACUAGUAAGAGCUGAGGCCGAGCAGAGUGUCGUAAACAUUGAUGCAGACGGGUAUGCCAAGAUGCUUGAUUCCGCAAGGAGUAUGGGAAGAAUGGUAGCGAGUCUAAGUCUGGAGGAGGCAAGCAACAGGGACGAGAACACUCCAGCUGGAGUGACCCCUACACCGAACUUGCCUGUUCUGCCGGACCAACCAGAUGAUCUCUGGAGCGAGCUUAAAGCUCCCAAGGUUGAGCUAAAACCCUUUCCCAAGGGGCUCAGGUACGCUUUCUUAGGUUCGAAUUCCACCUAUCCUGUCAUUGUGAAUGCUGAACUAAAUAAUGUGGAAACUGCAUUGCUUUUGUGUGAGCUCAGGAAAUAUCGUAAGAAGAGGUUAAACCCGAAUCUAAAAGAUGUUGUUAAGAAAGAGAUUAUGAAACUUCUUGAAGCGGGUGUGAUCUAUGCCAUAUCUGAUAGUAAAUGGGUUAGCCCUGUUCAUGUAGUACCUAAGAAAGGUUUCCUUCAGAUCCAUAUCCAUCCAGACGAUCAGGAAAAGACGACGUUCACCUGCCCCUAUGGAACGUACGCUUACAGGAGAAUGCCAUUCGGCUUGUGCAAUGCGCCAGCGACAUUUCAGCGCUGCGUGAUAUCAAUCUUUACUGACCUGAUUGAAGACAUUAUGGAGGUUUUCAUGGACGAUUUCAGCGUCUAUGGAAGCUCCUUUAGUGUCUGUUUGUCUAACUUGUGCAGGGUACUAAAAAGGUGUGAGGAGAAACAUCUAGUGCUCAAUUGGGAAAAGUGCCACUUCAUGGUCAGGGAUGGGAUUGUUCUGGGGCACAAGAUCUCCGAGAAAGGCAUUGAGGUGGAUAAGGCAAAGAUCGAGGUAAUGAUGAGCUUGCAACCACCAACAACUGUGAAAGCUAUCAGGAGUUUCUUGGGUCACGCGGGGUUUUACAGAAGGUUCAUCCAGGACUUCUCAAGGAUACCGAGACCACUCACCAGACUGCUCUGCAAGGAGAUCAAGUUUGAUUUCGACAGUGAGUGCUUAGGUGCGUUCCAUACCAUCAAAGAAGCUCUAGUUAGCGCGCAUGUAGUACAACCGCUAGACUGGGAUCUCCCUUUUGAAAUCAUGACUGAUGCCAGCGAUUUUGCAGUUGGAGCAGUCCUUGGGCAGCGCAAAGAUAAGAAACUUCAUGUAAUCUAUUACGCAAGCAAAACCAUGGAUGAAGUUCAAUGCAGAUACGCUACAACUGAGAAGGAACUUCUGGCUAUUGUUUUGGCAUUCAAGAAGUUCAGAUCCUACCUGGUGGGAUCUAAGGUGAUUGUGCACACCGACCAUGCUGCUCUUAAGUACCUGCUCACAAAGAAAAAUGCAAAACCGAGGUUGUUGAGGUGGAUUCUUCUUCUCCAAGAAUUCGAUCUUGAGAUAAAAGAUAAGAGAGGGGUCGAGAAUGGGGUUGCAGACCAUUUGUCCAGAAUGAAGAUUGAGGACGACACAACUCUUGAUGAAGAACACCCAGUGGAACACGUCAACGCGAUUGGUCUGCAUUUCGCGGAACAACCUCUGGGAAUGAUACCCGACUGUUCUCGCAUCGCGGAACAGCCAGUCGCCGCGAUCCAAAAGCAGUACUCUCACCUCCCGUGGUUUGCUGAGAUUGCGAAAUUUCUUGCUGCUGAAAAGAAACCUCUUAAGUUCACUGGAAACGACAAGAGGAAAUUUUUAAGGGAGGCAACGCGUUAUGUUUGGGAUGAACCGUACUUGUACAGACAUUGUAAGGAUGACUUGUUCAGAAGGUGUGUUCCAGAGGCAGAUAUCCCAGGAAUCCUACAUCAUUGCCAUGGUUCUUCUUACGCAGGCCACUUCGCUACAUUCAAAACGGUUUCCAAAAUCCUGCAAGCGGGUUUCUGGUGGCUAACUAUGUUCAGGGAUGUUCACGCCUACAUAGCCAGAUGCGAUGCAUGCCAGCGACUUGGGAACAUCAGCAAGAGGAAUGAGAUGCCUCAGAAUUACAUUCUAGAGGUUGAGGUGUUCGACUGUUGGGGAGUUGAUUUCAUGGGCCCAUUCCCUCCAUCCUUCAAGAACGAGUACAUCCUCAUCGCCGUUGACUAUGUAUCUAAGUGGGUAGAAGCGAUGGCGAGUCCCACUAAUGAUGCAAAAGCGGCGACUAAGAUGUUCAGCUCAAUCAUCUUUCCGAGAUUUGGACUGCCUCGAGUGGUCAUUAGCGAUGGUGGAACACACUUCAUCAACAAGGCAUUUCAGGGCCUCUUAAAGAAGAAUGGAGUAAGGCACAAGGUGGCGACCGCUUAUCAUCCACAAACGAGUGGACAGGUUGAGGUUUCCAACAGGGAGAUCAAGAGCAUUCUCCCGAAAACUGUCAACACCUCACGAAAGGACUGGUCACUUAAGCUGGACGAUGCCCUAUGGGCCUACAGAACGGCCUACAAAACGCCGCUAGGGACCACCCCCUAUCACCUGGUCUACGGUAAGGCGUGUCACCUUCCUGUCGAACUCGAAUACAAGGCUGCAUGUGCAGUCAAGUUACUGAAUUUCGACAUCAAGCCAGCAACUGAGAGGCGCAUGAUCCAAAUCCAUGAGCUGGAAGAGAUAAGGCACCUCGCAUAUGAAAGCUCCAAAAUUUAUAAGGAAAAGACCAAGGCCUACCAUGACAAGCGAAUCAUUUCCAGACGUUUCGAACCCAACGAUAAGGUCUUGCUUUUCAAUUCAAGGCUGAGGUUGUUCCCAGGCAAGCUGAAGUCUAGAUGGUCCGGACCCUUCCCUGUUAAGGAAGUUCAACCCUACGGAGCUGUUGUGUUACUGGAUAGAAAAGGAGACGAAUUCGUAGUGAACGGCCAGCGCUUAAAGCAUUACCUUGCUGGCUCCACUAUCGCAGAGGGCGAAGAAAUUCCCCUAAGCGAUCCCCCAUCAGCCUGA